AUGGCUACAAGCUCCGUCUGCUCUUCAAAACCAUUGGUGGUGUCGAUAAAUAAUUAUUCGUACAAUAAUGUAAAUAAAACAACAAAUGUUGACGAUGAUUUUGACUGUGUCAAAGUUGAAAUUUCGGAUCUUGAUAACAAUUGCUCAAAUUCAACAACACUUAGUUUAAUGAGAUGUAAAACACAAAUACUUCAUCCAUUUCGAAAGUUGCUGUGCUUUAUUGGUUGGAGACCAUUUGGUGCUGACAGUUGGCAACGUUCAUCAGUUUUCUUUCGUAUUAUCAAUAUUAUUUAUCCGAUUUUUAUAUUAUUAUUACUUUUGUUUAAUUAUACUUAUGAAAUCAUAAUUUGCCAAGGAAAACUCAAUGUCAGAACAGACACACAAAAGACAACAACUACAACUACUACUGUGACUAGUUCACCAACAGAACAUGACCUAACAACAAGUUUACACAAAAAUCAGUCAGCAGGUACCUGGGCUACAUUGCAACCUGGCAUAACUAGACCACAUACAACAAAUGCUAGUCUGACUUUGAUACAUGCACAUGCAGAAUGUGGUCAUAUAUUUACUACUUACAUUUUACCUGAUAUCUUUCACUGUGUUGCUUUCAUUAUUGGUUUUAUUCAUUUUCGUGUUACUGAAGGCGAACCUAUGUACUCUCUGAUGGAAAAAGUUUUUAUUCAUGCCGAUCAAAAUGUUCGUCUCUCUGGUACAAAUCGAGCUAUUCGACGAUUAAAGUUAUUUUUAUUGAUUGGUUGUAUAUGGGUGAUCGUAUCUGUAGCCACACAUGCUCUUUCAAAUGCUAUGAAUGACUUUGCCCAUACGCUUAUUUUUCGUGAAACAACACUUCAGAUCGUAACAGAAAAACCGAUGCGAUAUGCACUUUUUACAAUUGAUAUUAUUUGUCUUCUAAUUUCGAAUUGUAUUCAUAUGGCUGUUGCUAUGAAUUAUGCGUGUCACUGUGAAAUGAUUCUAUUUUAUUGUAAAGCGAUUCGAAUACGUUUAGAAGAAAACUCAAUACAUCUUCUUGAAGCUAUGAAACGAAUUCUUGAUCUUGCAACAUCAAUCAGUCAAUUGAAUAGUUCAGCAUCCAGAAUGAUGUCGAUACUAAUUAUUUUCUUUCUUGAACGCUCUAUACUCGGGUUCAUCUUAUUGGUAGUCAAUCAAAUCUUUCAAGUUGACAUGUGGAUUUAUCGAUCUUUUUAUACUUUGGUUUGGUUAUCUAUUCUUGCUUUUUGUCUUGCACAAGCAGCUCGAGUAACAUCUAAAUGUGAUAAGUUUUAUCGUAUCAGCCUUUCAAUGCGUGUCUAUGGAUAUCAUAAUGCUACACCCGGUGAACUUGAUGGUUUUCUACUAUUUCUUUCUAAAGCUGAAUUACGUGUGAAAUUAUUUGGAAUAACUAUUCGGCCGGGCACAAUCAUUUUUAUUAGCAUAACAUUUUUUCUUGUAUUUAUUGUUCUUUUACAAACAAGUAUCAUAUCGAAUGCAAAUUCUUUCUUAUAA
This is a messenger RNA of Rotaria socialis, 1503 nucleotides long. The record is from the annotation of a GenBank genome assembly. NCBI's taxonomy places the organism in Eukaryota, Metazoa, Rotifera, Eurotatoria, Philodinida, Philodinidae.